AUGCGCUUCGAUAUGCAAGCAUUCUCCGUGACGGCUCAUGGCAUCAACAAGGAAACCGGCAAGCAAGUCAGCCUCACCAUCGAGGGAACCCCUUGGAGCAUGGCUUUUCGCGUCGAGGAUCGGGAAGAAGCCCAUGCAGAAGAGGCCACCCAAGUUCGCCCAGCUUCUGUUGCUGAGCCAGAUGCUUCCACGGAAACUGGCUCUGACGCUGCCCCACCCGCUGCCACUGCCCCUGCCUCGUUGCUUUACUCUCCCGCCUCCCCCCCUCCCACUCCCUUCGCUGACACCCUCCCUCCCACUGCGGCUCCCGCUCCCGCUGCUACUGAGGACAUGUCCUCUUCCGAGUCGGAAUACUCGGAGGAAUUGUCAGAUGACGAUGAGGUGAAGUUUCUUGCCAGAGGCUUGAAUGCCAGUGUCAACGUCUUGGACACCUCUGAUUCCAGCGAGGAGUACAUGGAGGCUGGUGGAUUUUCCCAGGAGCAGUACUUUACUCCCAAGAAGCUCAACCCCAAGAAGAAACAGGCCAAGGAAUCGAAGAGGGAGGCUGCCCGCAAGCCAACCCCUGGUCCUAGCCGCAAGCAGCCUGCCCGCAAUGGCAAGAAGUAA
This is a messenger RNA of Seminavis robusta, 606 nucleotides long. NCBI's taxonomy places the organism in Eukaryota, Bacillariophyta, Bacillariophyceae, Naviculales, Naviculaceae. The record is from the annotation of a GenBank genome assembly.